This is a messenger RNA of Labrus bergylta (ballan wrasse), 4075 nucleotides long. It is a transcript of the gene mlh3, whose product is annotated as mutL homolog 3 (E. coli). The record is from RefSeq and is a predicted model, not a curated record. Gene Ontology annotation, molecular function: ATP-dependent DNA damage sensor activity; mismatched DNA binding; ATP binding. Gene Ontology annotation, biological process: mismatch repair. Lineage: Eukaryota; Metazoa; Chordata; Actinopteri; Labriformes; Labridae. Gene Ontology annotation, cellular component: mismatch repair complex.
UUCGCCUGUACGCUGCUUCGGGUAUCUCUUGUUGUUUCACGUUGAUUGUAAACAUCAGCUAAGUUUAGGUUUUUCGACGGUACCAUUUUUUAAAAUAUAUUUUAACUCGUUUUUAAGUGUGUAUUUUUUGAAAUGUUUAACGGUUUUUUUGCACUAAUGGAAUUAGUUACCUAACAACAAUGUCGAGCUCCUCUUCACUCACUCUCUAACCUUUACUGUGUAGCCGACCAGGACAGGUGAUAAUCCCAGUGGAUACAAUGAUUAAGUGUUUACCUGCAGAGAUUCAGGGGAAACUUCGCUCCGGGGUCGCCGUGCCCUCCCUGCAGCAGUGCGUAGAGGAGCUUAUCCUCAACAGCAUUGAUGCAGAGGCGGCCUGUGUCGGGGUCAGACUGGACAUGGAGGCUUUAAAGGUGCAGGUCAUCGAUAACGGAUCUGGGAUAAACGCUGAAGAUAUGCAGAAUCUGGGGAACAGAUAUUACACAAGCAAAUGCAGCGCCAUUGAAGACCUGGAUCACCUCAGGUGGUAUGGGUUCAGAGGAGAAGCCCUGGCAAGUCUAGUGUCUCUAGCCACCCUUGUGGAAAUCUCAUCCCGGACAAGAUCAUCAGUGAAAACUCACGUCAAACUUUUCAAGGAUGGCAAGAGCAUGGAGGUGUUCGAAGCCGAGAAUAGUCGACCCUCUGCAGGGACGACUGUUGUCAUUUGUAGCUUCUUCCACAACAUGCCAGUCCGCAGGAAGAGGAUGGAUGCUGUCCUGGAGGGUGAGAGGAUCAGACACAGAGUGGAGGCUAUUUCUCUGAUGCACCCCACGGUGUCUUUCACUUUGAAGAAUGACUGCACAGGAGCUAUGAUGGUGCAGCUUCCUAAAGCCAGAAACACCUACCACAGAUUUGUUCAGGUGCAUGGCCUCGGGCGAGCACAGAAACUUGGAGAAGUCAGCUACACGCAUGGACAGUUUGAAGUGAUUGGCUACAUAGGCAGAGAAGGCCACUACAACAACAGCUUGCAGUACUUGUAUGUUAAUGACCGACUGCUCCUGAAAACACGGCUGCACAAGCUGUUGAACUUUCUCCUGCGCAGGCUGAGCAGCUCAAGUAAGAAAAAUGACAGUCCAGAUGGGCAGUCCGCCAUAAGGAGUCCAAAGCUCAAACGAAGCCAAGAGCAGCAUGGAGUAUAUAUCAUCAAUAUUAAAUGCUCUUACUCAGAGUAUGACAUAUGUCUUGAGCCUGCCAAAACUCUAAUAGAGUUCAGCGAUUGGGAUGGCAUUUUGCUCUGCAUGGAGCAGGCGGUGAAAGCUUUCCUGAGUAAAGAGAACUUGGUGGCUGAAUUUUCUCAAGAUGACGUGGAUUAUUUAUCUCCCAAAUUGUUUGGCGCUCACACUUUAGACCAAGAGGGACAAAAAAAUAGCAAUGGCGGCCAAGAAGCUAACAGUUCUUCCACACUAGAUUGCAGUGUUGGGAUGAAACUGGUAUCUGAUUCUGUUCAUCGUAAGCACAAAGAUGAAAGUGUAUCCGAAGACACUGUUUGCCAGGAGUCUGGUACGACGGAGGGAAAAGAAGAGACUGAGCAAAUAGGGCAGCAAAGGGUCACUGCAGAUGGGCUGGAAAGGGAAAAAGGUGAAGGGAACAAAGAGUGUGGUGGUGAUCCGGACAGAGUGGAACCUGAAUCUUAUAGAAACAUUACUGAAGAAGUGGAGCUGACGGUUAGUGAGGCUGGAGAAGACCCUCAAAAUGUAUGUAUGUCUAAUCGGAUCGGACAACCAGAAAGUGAAAUAUGUGGCAGAGAGAUACAAUUAAAGAAUACUACCUCAGUCAACAAUCUGACUUUACAACAUAACAUCACUCAACAAAUUCAGCCUGGUUUAAACAGAAUUGAGCGACUAUUACCUGACUUCCAGGUUAAAGGACAGUCUAUUAAAAGCAACAAAAAGAUAAGUGUAAGUGAUCCUUACAUUCAUGAAAGUCUACAGACUCAGGGUUCAUCCCAAAAGUACGCACUCCUGUUUCAGCAGCAGAGUUUAGAGAGAAAAUGUGAAGCUAGAGCCUUUGUAUCAAAACACAAAAUCUCACUGGAUGCAGACGAUGACCAAUCUUGUCAGAAACGAUGCGGAGACUUUGUUCCUAUUAUUCCCUCCAAGAUUCCCAGGAUUGGUUCUAGUCACAAGUUAUCUUUAUGUAAGGAGUCUGGAUCUCUUGAGAAGUUUAGAAGAGAGUAUUGUAAAUCUGCCGAACCGAAAUUACCUUCUCUAGAGACUCGGCAAGAGAAUAAUGCUGGACCUCCAGAGACAAACAGCUUUGCUCCAAAUUCCAAGAAUUUCUAUGUUUGCCAGAAAGAACAGCAAGAUGGUGACGUUAGGAAAAAAAAAGAAGAAACGGGAAGUCCAGCAGCCCUUUCAGUUUUCACCAAGUUAAAACCAGUCUCAGGCGAGAAUGAAACCAAGAAAACGUUGGCAACCAAACUCUGCCAAUUGAAACGACACAGAAAAGACAAUUCAAAUGCAUCUCCAAAACUGUCCAAGACCGCCUCACAGGACAGUAAUGACGUCACCGAAGACCGCAAUGACAAUGAAAAUCCCUGGUGCUCUGCACUGGACCCUGAGCCAGGUUGCAGUACAAAUCCCCUGCUAGCUGAGAGAGAAAAGGCCACAACAUCUGGAGACUGGCUUCAUCACUAUGAUAAGUCCGUGGGAAAGAUGGUUUACGUGAACAAAGUGACCGGGCUCAGCCGAUACACGGACCCACAUACUGAAGAAACACAAGUGCGCUGUACAUCUGAUGUCACCAAUAUGGCAGUUAGUGUGAUCUCUGAAAUGGGGAUGGAGCACAGGUGUUACCCGUUUCAGGUGGAUCUAGUGUUGCCCUUCCUCCCUAAAUCCAGGAGAGAGAGAGUGAUUAGUUCAGGGCUUGAUGACAGAGAAGACAGUGCAGAAAACUCACUCACCUCACUGUACUCGAAAUGGAAUAAUCCUGUGUUCAUCCGCCCUCCUAUGGUUGGUGUGGACAUAUCCAGCAGGCAAGCUGAUGGACUAGCUGUUAAAGUCCACAACAUCCUGUUUCCCUACCGUUUUUCAAAGGACAUGAUUCUCUCAAUGAAGGUUAUUCAUCAAGUGGAUAAGAAGUUUCUUGCCUGUCUUAUCAACACGCAAGAAACCAAGAGAGAAGAAGAGCCAUUAACACUUACUGAAAUGAAAGGAAACCUUCUGGUGCUGGUGGAUCAACAUGCUGCACACGAGAGGGUUCGUCUUGAAAAUCUAGUUGCAGAUUCAUAUGAAGAUGAUCCAGAUGCACCAGGACAGAGACGUCUGUGUUCAUCGACCAUUUUUCCACCUCUUGAGAUGAGUGUUACAGAGGAGGAGCUAAGGCUUCUCAGGUCUUGGCAGCCCAAUUUGCGGAGUUUGGGCCUGGAAGUGACGUUCUCCGGGGCAGUAGCGCCACACGUUUUUGUUGGGAAAGUACCUCUGUGCUUCAUGGAAAAGGAGAGUAAUGAGCUCAGGCGAGGGAGACCUUCUGUAAUCAAGCCUAUUGUGGAGGAGUAUCUUCGAGAGCAGAUAGAGUUACUUUGCACAACAGGAAGAGUAAAAGGGACCCUGCCUCUGACUGUGCUGAAGGUGCUAGCCUCCAUAGCAUGCCAUGGUGCCAUCAAGUUCAAUGACAGCCUGAGCAGAGAUGAAUGCUGCAGCUUGGUGGCGUCCUUGUCCUCAUGCCAGCUGCCCUUCCAGUGUGCCCAUGGUCGUCCAUCCAUUGCUCCGUUAGUAGACAUCCUACAUUUGGACAAAGACCAGAAGGAGUUGCAGAAACCCAACCUCGGAAGGCUGAAAAGACUAUAUAAGGCAUGGAAACUAUAUGGAGAUAGAUAAGUGGGUAUACAUUUUAAAUGAAAUAUGCAGUUUUUAUGAAUUGUGACAUUAAAUGGCUCAAAUGGUUGAAAACUUCAAACAAAGCCCUAAAGUCUUAGUGUAAAAAAUGUUGUGUGCUAAUAAAGCAACCGCAAAUUCAAAGUAAGACGGAGUGAUCUUCAUAACCAGAAAUGAGUAACACCUUGUGUUGUAAGCUCAUAAAAACAAGACUUCAACAAGUA